GAAACAUAAUGGCUGCUGAUCUUACCGAACAGGAAGAAAAGGCCAUUCAACAAUUUUUAGAAGAAAUCAAUAUUGUGCAAGAGAGUCGUAACAGAUCUCCAGUAUCAUGGAGUGCAGGUUGCAAGUUUCUUAUGGCAAGAAAAUUUGAUCUUAAACGAGCAAUAGAUCUCUUUUUUUCACAUGAGUCAACUCGAGAGAAGGAAGAUUUAUUAACAAUAGAUGUCAAUGACCAGUUUCUUCUAAAAGAAUUAAAUACUGAAAAAUUUACUUUGUUGCCAGGUAGAGAUAAUAAUGGUGCAGCUGUAGCUUUAUUUUCUGCUCGCCUCCACUACCCCCCACAAACCACACACCAGGUCGUUCUGAAAUCACUCAUCUACCAGCUGGAUGCUGCUCUGGAAAGCAUUGAAACUCAACGCCAAGGUUUAGUUUUUAUCUAUGAUAUGACAGAUUCUAAAUAUGCCAACUUUGAUUAUGAUCUCAGCAUUAAAAUUCUCAAUUUAUUAAAAGGAGCCUAUCCUGCCAGAUUAAAACGUGUUCUUAUAGUGACUGCACCAUUGUGGUUUAAAGCACCUUUCAAGAUACUUCGUCUUUUUGUUAAGGAGAAAUUAAGAGACAGGGUGUACACUGUGAACAUAUCCGAACUGUCUAUAUACGUUCCCAAAGAAACAUUGCCAAUUCAGCUAGGAGGUUCCCAGGCACCCAGCCACAAGAUCUGGCUACAGAUGUGCUACUUGUGUGCCACUAACCAACAGCCUGAUCCAAGCACCUACUUCACACCCUGCCCCUCCAGUGUCACUGCCACUCGCAGGUCCAUCUCACGCAGUAUCUCCACAGACAUAGACAAUCACACUAGUGAUUUUGACUCUGAAAGCUCUAAAGAUACUGUUAACGAGAAACACACAAACGAAGAUCGAGAAAAAGAGAAAGAAGAUUCUGACGAGAUGGAUGAGAAAGAUUCAGAAGAUGGGCUCCCCUCUUUGGUGAACAGCAACAAGGAUGCUCAUGGCUCCACAAACAGGAAGAGAAAGACUUCUGACUCCCGUAAGGCUAGCUCUGAUGUAUCUGAUGCUAGUGAAUCUGCAACAGAUGGAAUGCCGUGUAAAAAACGUCCACCUUCCUCUGGUUCAAACAUUUUAGAUGAUUCUAUUCACAUGCCUGAUAGCAACGGUACAACUGUACAAGGACUCUUAACUAAAAUAAACACACUCAAACGGAAAGGGCUUUUUGCUGAAUAUGCUUCAAUCAAAAUGGAGGCACCCUCAGGAACGUUUAAUACUUCUAAAUUGAAAGCUAAUGUGACAAAGAACAGAUACACAGACGUGCUUUGUUUGGACCACAGUCGUGUUGUUCUCCCUAUCAUUGAUGACGACCCCAGCUCUGAUUACAUCAAUGCUAACUUUGUCGAUGGUUACAUGCAGAAGAAUGCAUUUAUUUCAACUCAAGGUCCUCUGCCCAAGACAUUUGUUGAUUUUUGGAGGAUGGUUUGGCAUAACCAGUGUAGAGUUAUAGUAAUGACCACAAGAACUGUAGAAAGAUCUAGAAUGAAGUGUGGUCAGUACUGGCCUAAUGAUGAGCAGACAGACGAACAGUUUGAAGAGUUUAUCGUCUACAACAACGGGAUCAUUGCCAAUGAGAAUUUUACUGAGACCAUCCUUGUGCUUCACAACACAAAUACAGGAGAGUCUUGUCAAAUCACACACCUACAGUUCACCAGCUGGCCUGACUAUGGCGUCCCACCUGCCGCACCUUUCUUAGACUUUCUCUUUAGGGUCAGGAGUAUACAGGAAGCUGCCACUAAAGAGAUGGGCACUGCCUGGGCGGGGCACCCCUUAGGGCCUCCCAUUGUUGUACAUUGUAGUGCUGGGAUUGGACGCACAGGUACUUUCAUCACUGUUGACAUCUGCCUGCGCUGCCUAGAACAUGUGGGUACUGUAGACGUGAAAGAGACAGUGAGAAGAAUCAGGUCCCAGAGAGCUUUCUCCAUACAGAUGCCAGACCAGUAUGUCUUCUGCCACCAAGCAGUCAUUGAACAUGCCCAGCGCCAGGGCCUUAUCAAUAGCAUGCAGCAAGUGACACUAGAGGACAGUGACAGUGAUAGUGGAUAACUCGCAUCAAUCCACAUAUAGUAGCAGAUCAAACUUGAGGACAGUGAUGGUGGAUAAUUCAUCACUCCAUGUAUACUUUACAUACAAGUAACACAAUUCAAAUAGACAUUUUUGUUUUUGAUGUCCUCAACAUUCAAGCCAUUACUGGCAAAUUGAUUAAACGUUUAAUCAUAUUUAAAUUUGAAUCUGUUACAGAUAUUUUGUGUAUCAUUAUAACAAUUAUUUAUUUAGUUACUAAAGUAAAAACUUACUGCAUCUAGAUGCUGUUUAUAUAAUUAUGUAUCUUUGCCUACAACAAGUAAAAAAUAAUAGUUCUUUAUUUAACCAAUGGUCCUUAUAUAUUAAAAAGGAUUACCUGUCAGUGAGCUGUCAUGCAAAAUAGUGAUUUAUAUAUCAUAAUUUUUAAGUUGUUAUAAAUAGCAAAGUCUUGCUGUAUGACUGCGGUUGGGUUGUAGUUAUCUAACACAUGGAUUAACCUUAUUAACACUUAUUAGGAUUAGUGGCUCAAGACAGUACUGCUCAAAUUUAUCAAGUCAACCUAGCAAACAAGUGUUGUCUAAGUAAAUUUUAAAAUAUCAACAAAGUAGUGUAUUGGUAAUAGAUUAUCUAGUGUUUUACAGUGGGGAGGGGAUUAUCCUUAAGGCUUACAGCAUAUAUUAAAUAAGUUUAUUUCAAACCCUGAUUGUCAGAAGCUUUAGAAACUCUUAUUCAGGUGUACAUUUUAAACAAUCACCAAUUUUUUUAUAAGGUUUAUAGUUAUUACUUUUACAUUAAAAGUAAUAGUGUAAACCAGUUUGAGUAUCAUCCAAAUAAUUUACCUAGUGAGAUUGUCAUGUUGACCGUAACUUCUAAAGUAGUUGGUAAGAUUAUCUUUUCUCCUAUAAAUUGACAUACAAUUCUUGAAGACCAAAUGUUGGACCAUAAUUUUAUUGUGCAAAGAAUUGUGGCAUUAACUGAAAUCAGUUCUUUUGUGUGUUUAAUUUUUUAACUCUUUGUGUUUCAGUUCUUUGUUUAAUCAUAGGUGUUGUUGAUUGAUCAUUAGCAUCAGCAUUAUAAUGACAGUAGUGAACAUUUUUAAUGGGCAGUGGACAUUGUUGUCAUGACAUUAGACAUUGUCCAUGUGAUGGUGGACAUUGUCAAUGUGGCAGUG
Molecule: messenger RNA, 3255 nt
Organism: Physella acuta
Lineage: Eukaryota; Metazoa; Mollusca; Gastropoda; Physidae
Product: tyrosine-protein phosphatase non-receptor type 9
Biological process (GO): protein dephosphorylation
Molecular function (GO): protein tyrosine phosphatase activity
Source: RefSeq, a predicted model, not a curated record